Apodemus sylvaticus (European woodmouse) is the source of this 3547-nucleotide messenger RNA. RefSeq names its product leucine rich repeat neuronal 4 (gene Lrrn4). Gene Ontology annotation, molecular function: protein binding. The transcript is spliced from 5 exons. The coding region runs from base 215 to 2398 and encodes 727 amino acids. NCBI's taxonomy places the organism in Eukaryota, Metazoa, Chordata, Mammalia, Rodentia, Muridae. The record is from RefSeq and is a predicted model, not a curated record.
GAAGAAGAGGGAUAGAAAAGGAGUCUUGGUGGAGAGGGAGGGGCUUCAGGGCAGGAGUGUCUCAGGCUCCUCCUGGAUAGAGCUGGAGGAGGGCAGCCGGGACCUCCCUCUGACAUUCAGAACAGACCCGGGAAGUCACUGGAAGUUCCUGCGAUAUUCAACAGACUGAGGGCCUAAAAGGGUGCCGCUUCCAGUCUUUCCCUAGAGAUUUGACAUGCGGUGGCCGCUGAUGCUGCAGCUGCUGCAGCUCCUGCUACAACUGCGGAUGGUGCAGAGCCAGAGCCUGGAGGGGCGUUCCCAGGAGACUAUCCCCCUCUUCCGACUCACUCAGCAGGGAGUCUGGGACAGCCUCGACCGCCGCGCCACCGACUCUCCCUGCGAGGGGCUCCCCGCCGCGGGAACCACCGCCCUGAACCUGGCGAACCGCAGCCUGGAGCGCCUGCCCAGCUGCCUGCCGCGCACGCUGCGCAGCCUCGACGGCAGCCACAACCUGCUGCGCGCCCUUGGCGAGCCUGUGCUCGGCCGCCUGCCGGAGCUGCGCGUGCUCACGCUGCACCACAACCGCAUCUCCGUGCUGCACUGGGGCCGCGGCACACCGGCCGGGCUGCGUGAGCUCGACCUCAGCCACAACCUGCUGGCCGAGCUGCCGCCCUGCGCGGCGCCUUCCGGGAGCAGCCUGCGCUCGCUGGCUCUGGCCGGGAACCCACUGCGGGCGCUGCCGCCACGGACCUUCGCAUGCUUCCCAGCGCUGCAGCUUCUCAACCUCUCCUGCAGUGAACUGGGCCACAUCGCCCCGGAGGCAUUCGCUGGGGAGGACGGUGGGCCCCUGGCGGCGCUGGAGCUCUUGGACCUGAGCGGCUCGAGCCUAGAAAGAGUUGAGUCUGGGUGGAUCAGAAAUCUGCCAAAGCUCAAAUUCCUCUACCUGAGAAAGAUGCCCAGGCUGAAGACACUGGAGGGAGACAUUUUCAAGAUGACUCCCCACCUGCAGCAGCUGGAUUGUCAAGGAUCCCCGGCACUUUCUUCUGUCCACACAGAGAUCUUUCAAGACACACCUGAUCUACAAGUCCUUCAGUUCCAGCACUGCAACUUGAGUUCCUUUGGUCCGUGGACUGUGAAUUCCUCCCAGGUCUUGUCCGUCAGCCUCUUUGGCAAUCCUCUCACUUGCAGCUGUGAGCUGGCUUGGCUUCUCGUGGAUGUGAACAAAACUGUCUUACACAGGGCAACAGAUACCAUGUGUGAGCCUGCUUUAGGAUACAGGGGCCCCUUCUCAGGUCCCCUCUCCCUCCCCCACCUGUCUGACGUGUGCAGGUCAGACCAAAGCACCACCCUCCUGGCUUCAAACCCACUCCACUUCGAUCAUUCCGUCUCUGCACCACGCACACAGGGGCCUUCCACUGGGCAGAGCAUGGCCCUGUCUGCUCAGCCUGGAGGAAGCCAACAAAAUAUCACCAAAGUCCCCUCCCUCACCAUAGCUUCACCCACACAAGGAUCAAAGGAAAGCGCCCAGUCCACUACUAACUCUGAGGCAGUUAACAGUCCUUCCGGGGCUCUGCCUGGUGCUGCCAGUUCAGGGGCAGAGCAGAUUGCCACACAUAUCCUUGAGCCCAGUGUCUCAUCUGCCUCUACCCCGUUAGUCAGCAAAUACCUUGAACCCUUGCCUACUUCACCAAAUCCCAGGAGCGUAUUUCAGACCAACCAGAAGACACACGCCACCCCCCAGGCUCUCCACACAGAUCCUCCACAGGACGAGAUCCCAGUUUUGCUGUUAGAUGACAGCGAGGAGGAGGAGACUCAAGACCAGGUGGCAGCCCCUCUGCAGGAUGGCUCCUGUGAUUACCACCCCUGCAAGCAUCUACAGACCCCAUGCGCAGAGCUGCAGAGGCGCUUCAGAUGCCGCUGCCCUGGUCUCAGUGGAGAGGACACCAUUCCAGACCCUCCCACGCUGCAGGGGGUGUCUGAGGUGACUGACACAUCAGUGCUCAUCCACUGGUGUGCCCCCAACUCAGUGGUGCUCUGGUAUCAGAUCCACUACUUCACAGAAGGAGGAUCUGGGAACCAAUCCAUAAUGGACAUCUAUGCCACUGCCCGACAGCACCCCUUGUAUAAGCUGUCACCAGGUACCACCUACCGUGUGUGUAUACUGGCGGCCAACAGGGCAGGCCUGAGCCAACCACAGGUCUCAGGUUGGAGGAGGUCAUGUGCCACUUUCACAACCAAGUCCAGCUCCGUGGUCAUCUUCUGGGGACUGUGUACCGCCAGUGCCCUGUUACUGGUUAGCACACUGGUGCUGUCUGUAUGUCUCUGGAGACAGCGCUGGAAGCCACACAGGCAAUUCUAUGGCACACACCUGGUGGCCUUCAAAAACCCAGCCAGAGCUGAGGAAGUAACUCAGUGGUAGUGAUGUCCUAGCUUGUACAAGGCCUUGGGUUUAUCCCCAGCAUCCAAAUCAGACACAUUUGAGGCCUUGAGUUUACUUCCAGCAACCAGAUAAAGCCAGCCUUUGACCAUGCCGAGGCUCCAAAACUUCAAUUAUCCCAGCGUCUCCCCUUCAAAACACAUCUGCAUGAAUCAAUGUUCUGAUGCCUAAAGAUAGCAUGAGCUCCACGGUCCCUGAAACCACCACAUCUCAGGCUCACAGCAACUGCACUGCGUCCUCCUCUGUGGAAGGGAUGAGUGUCACCCUCUUAUUGUUGUUCUCACUAACCUGAUGCCAGUCUUACUGGCUCCUGUCAUUCUGUGACCUGCUUCAGGUGGGUCAGUACUCGGUACAUACCCCAGUACCAGAGGGAUACUGCUCGGAAGGAAGGAGAUGGGAUAACAAAGGAAGCAGUCGUAAUAAGGAACGCAGCUUCUUUUGGAAAUGCCAUCUCUAAGUUUCUUGCACAAAUGUUCCCUUGUGACCUCCGAUUUUAGCACAAUGAGUUCAGUUGGCCUUGAGCUGAUGGCCAAGGGAAGAGCUAUCGUUGGUUUUCUAAGGCCUUCUGGAUUCUUACUUGUAUUUCAGGGUGUGUCAAAACAUGUAUGGUAAGCUUCACAGUUAAAUUGGCCUUCUGGUAACACUUGGGAGACACAGGGCAAGGUUAUUUGCUUCCAGGGCUUUCUGUAUUUCACCCAAGACUCAAUAGACAAAAAUAAAAUGACCUUCUGCUGCUUAGACAGGCCUUACUGUGCAGCCCAUGCUGGCCUCAACUCAGAUCCUUCUGCUUCUGCCUUUCCAAAUGGUGGGAUUAUAAGCAUUUGGAGAGGAGGCAAAAUUGAACUCACAACAGUGCUUAUUUCUAUUGUAAGGAAAAGUUGUUUGAAUCCAUCUCUCAUCUUCAGAACAGGCUGCAGCACAAACAUCUUGCUGUAGACAGCAAGCAUAUCAAGGCUGGACCUGAAUAUGAAUCACACUAUACAUUUCUAAGUGGGUAUCGAAGCGUGUUUUCAACAUUCUAAACUGUAUCCUUAGUCUCAUCAAAUAUAUGCCCAAGAGAAUUUGAAAGACUCCUCCAGAUCCCGCUAAAGAGGAACGGGAGUGGGUGCAGGAGCACCCUCAUAGAGCAAA